Messenger RNA from Pleurotus ostreatus (oyster mushroom), 2400 nucleotides. RefSeq names its product pre-mRNA-splicing factor cwc22 (gene CWC22). Gene Ontology annotation, molecular function: protein binding; RNA binding. Gene Ontology annotation, biological process: mRNA splicing, via spliceosome. Gene Ontology annotation, cellular component: catalytic step 2 spliceosome. Lineage: Eukaryota; Fungi; Basidiomycota; Agaricomycetes; Agaricales; Pleurotaceae. The coding region runs from base 1 to 2400 and encodes 799 amino acids. The record is from RefSeq and is a predicted model, not a curated record. The transcript is spliced from 7 exons.
AUGUCAACUGCUGUUCUGAACCCUUCCCUGGACGGCGUGCACCACAAAAGGAAGAGAUCCACAUCGCCAGAGAUUGACGGGGGGCCGCCUGCAAGUCGCCGCAGGUCACAUUCGCCAGCAGCACCACCAGUCGAUUUGCCGCGGGUCCAAGAUGCCGACCCAGUACGUCGCGCAGAGAGAGAGCGCCAGCUUGCUGCCAGAAUGGCUGCCAUAGAGCUCGAAAAGACUGACAAGCCAGACAAACCCAAACCCGGCUCCGAUGCCUUGGCCGAAUUUGCGAAGCUCGUUGGCUCGCGCUCGGGCGGUGUGUACGUACCCCCAGCUCGGCUACGUGCCAUGCAGGAGGCUGCAUCAGGGAACAAGGCCAGCCCCGAGUAUCAGCGCCUCUCUUGGGACGCCCUGCGCAAGUCGAUCACAGGUAUAGUCAAUCGAGUCAAUGUGCAAAACAUCAAACAAGUCGUUCCCGAGCUGUUUGGGGAGAAUCUCGUUCGCGGCAGAGGGCUCUUCGCGCGGAGCAUAAUGAAGGCGCAGGCUGCGAGUUUGCCGUUCACGCCGGUUUUUGCUGCGCUGGUCUCGAUUGUCAACACGAAACUUCCGCAAGUGGGAGAGCUUGUGUUGACUCGGCUGAUUAGUCAGUUUCGGAGAGCGUUCAAGCGUAACGAUAAAAUUGUCUGCAAUUCGACUACUACGUUCAUAGCGCAUCUCGUCAACCAGGCGGUCGCGCAUGAGAUAAUUGCUCUCCAAAUCCUUGUCCUACUCCUCGAACGGCCGACAGAUGACUCCAUCGAGAUUGCCGUCGGUUUCACCAGGGAAGUCGGUGCAUUCCUGGCCGAAAACUCUCCAAAAGCCAACGCCACUGUGUUCGAACGUUUCCGUGCUGUCCUCAACGAAGGCUCGAUCAGCCAAAGAGUCCAAUACAUGAUCGAAGUUUUGAUGCAAGUACGCAAGGACAAGUACAAAGACAAUCCCAUUCUCCCGGAAGGUUUGGAUCUCGUAGAGGAAGAUGAGCAGAUCACGCAUCAGAUACAGCUGGAGGAGGAGCUUCAGGUUCAAGAAGGACUGAAUAUCUUCAAGUUCGACGCGAAUUUCUUGGAGAACGAGGAAAAAUACAAAGCCAUAAAAGCGGAGAUUUUAGGCGAGGAUUCCGAUGACGACUCUGGUUCUGAAGAGUCGAGUGAGGAAUCUGACGAUGAUCAGGAAGUCGCCGAAGAGAAAGAAGGCAUCGAAGAUCGAACAGGGACGAAUGUCGUGAAUCUGCGCCGUAUCAUUUAUCUCACGAUCAUGAACGCAUUGAACUAUGAAGAAGCGGUACAUAAGCUGCUCAAAGUACAAUUGGGCGAGGGAGAGGAGAUCGAGAUGAUAAACAUGUUGAUUGAGUGUUGUUCCCAAGAACGCUCGUAUUCAAAAUUCUACGGCCUCGUUGGCGAACGGUUCAGCAAGCUGAAUCGCGUAUGGACCGAGUGCCUAGAGGAGGCCUUCCAGACAUACUAUGACACAAUCCAUCGGUACGAAACGAAUCGCCUGCGAAACAUCGCCAAAUUCUUUGGAUACCUCCUCUCUUCCGACGCCAUCACCUGGACGGUCAUGCGAUGCAUCAAAAUUAAUGAAGACGACACGACCUCCAGUAGCCGUAUCUUCGUGAAGAUCAUGAUGAACGAGAUGAUGGAGAGUAUGGGGCUGAAGGAGCUGGCGGAGCGGUUCAAGGAUCCUGAAAUUAGGAUCGCCUGUGAGGGGAUGUUCCCCAUGGAUAUCCCGAAGAACACGAGGUUCUCCAUCAAUUACUUCACUAGCAUUGGGCUCGGCGCGCUCACUGAGGAUAUGCGUGAGUACUUGAAGAAUGCUCCUCGUAUCAUCAUGGAGCAGCGACGGGCCAUGCUCGAAGAGGAGACGUCGUCCUCCGACUCGGAUUCGUCGGACUCGGACUCAGACUCGGAUUCAGACUCGUCGUCCUCCGAUUCUACGGACACGCGCUCGAGUGGUAGCGGCCGUCGCCGUCGGCGUUCGUACACACCCCCAAGCCGUUCUCGCGGGCCAAGAACAGAGGUGUCCCGCCUGCCCUCUCCCCCUUCACGCCGCCGCGACCGUUCUGAUUCACGUACGCCGCCUCCCCGACGUCACGGCAGGGGUCGCGAGGAUUCGCGGAGUCCGCCUCGCAGGCCUGCUGGCGACAGAUCGCCGCCCCCGCCGCCACGGCAGAAGUACAGGUCCCCAUCUCCCCGCCGGCCGCGUGGUCGGGCAGACAGUCGGUCCCGCUCGCCACCUCCCAAAGUGCGUGGCUAUAGGGACGGCUCAGUUGAUCGCAGAGACGGCAGAGAUGAUAGGGAUAGACGGCCGUCUCCAUCGAGGUAUAACGAUACUAGGGAUAGGUAUGGUAGAGAUGACCGCGACAGGAGGAGGUGA